Messenger RNA from Oldenlandia corymbosa var. corymbosa, 3501 nucleotides. The record is from the annotation of a GenBank genome assembly. Lineage: Eukaryota; Viridiplantae; Streptophyta; Magnoliopsida; Gentianales; Rubiaceae.
AUGUUUACCCCUCAGAAGAAGACUUGGUCUUGGUCGCUGACCCCUAGGAGGGAUCAGAAUCGCUCUGGUGCCACUGCUUCUGGCUCCAGCCCUCCUAAUGGAGAGAGUUUAGGGAAAGAAAAAGAUUCUUUAUCUGAGAAAAUUAGCCAUCUUGAAACUGAGCUGUAUGAUUACCAGUACAACUUGGGACUUUUAUUGAUAGAGAAAAAAGAAUGGACAGCCCAGCAUGAAGAACUUAAGAACAGUUUGGCAGAGAUAACUGAAGCUUAUAAAAGAGAGCAGGCAGCCCAUCUGAUUGCUAUAUCUGAAGUAGAGAAGCGAGAAGAGAAUUUGAGGACCGCAUUGGGGACUGAAAAGCUGUGUGUACUUGAUCUAGAGAAAGCCCUACGUGAUAUGAGGUCAGAACAUGCAGAGAUCCAGUUCACAGCUGAUUCAAAGUUAAAUGAGGCAAAGUCUUUGGUUGCUAGCGUUGAACAAAAAUCUUUGGAGGUGGAAGCAAAAUUGCGUGCGGCAGAUGCAAAGAUUGCCGAGGUGAACAAGAAGACUUCAGAAUUUGAAAGGAAAUCACAGGAGUUGGUGGCCCAAGAAAAUGCACUUCGACGGGAACGUUUAUCAUUCACUACAGAAUGUGGAAUGCAGGAGGCAAAUUUGGCUAAACAAAGGGAAGACCUGCGAGAGUGGGAACAGAAAUUACAUGAGUCAGAGGAGAGGCUUGCUGAAAGUCGAACGUUGCUUAACCAGAGAGAGCAGAGAGCUAAUGAAAAUGAUAACUUGUGGAAGCAGAAACAGAAAGAACUUGAAGACGUGCGGAGGAAGGUUGAUGAGGCAAACUCAUCUUUGAAAGAAAAAGAAGAAGAUAUGGCGAAACGUCAAGCAGCCCUCUUUUUGUUAGAGAAGGAAGCUGAAGACAUGAGAAAGAGUUUGGAAAUGAAAGAGAAGCAGUUGAUUGAACUCGAGGAAAAGCUGAAUGUUAGAGAGAAAGUGGAAAUGGAGAAACUCUUGGAUGAACACAAGGCAACCUUGGAUGGUAAGGAAAAGGAGUUUGAGUUGGAGUUGGAACAGAAGAGAAGUUCAGCGGAUCAGGAAUUAAAAACUAAGGCAGGUGAAGUGGAGAAGAAGGAAGCUGAGCUUAAUCACAUGGAAGAGAAGAUCAGAAAAAGAGAACAAGCACUGGAGAAGAAAAUGGAGAAACUGAAAGACAAAGAGAGUGAAUUUGAUUUGAAGUCUAAAGCACUGAAGGAAAAGGAGAAGUCCUUGAAAAAUGAGGAAAAGAACAUGGGGAAUGAGAGGAAGCAGAUAGGUUCUGAAAAAGAGAGCCUGCUUUCUCUGAAGGUUGAGCUGGAGAAACUUAAAUCUGAUGUUGAAAAUCAGCAACUUAAGAUUCGGGAAGAGACAGAACUGCUUAAAGUUACUGAAGAAGAAAGGUCAGAACAUGCUAGGUUGCAGUUGGAACUUAAACAGGAAAUAGACAAGUCUAGAAUCCAAAAUGAACUGCUUUUGAAGGAGGGUGAGGAUUUAAGGCAGGAAAGAUUGAGGUUUGAAAAGGAAUGGGAAGAACUAGAUGAGAAAGGUGCAAAGAUUAAGAAGGAACUUGCUGAUAUUGCCGAGGAGAAAAAGAACAUUGAGAAAUUUAAGUGGUCCGAGGAAGAAAGGUUGAAGAAAGAGAAGCUGGAGACAGAGAGUUAUGUUAAAAGGGAGCUGGAAGCUCUUGAACUGGCCAGAGAAUCAUUUGCUGCUAAUAUGAAGCAUGACAGGACUAUGCUGGAUGAAGAAAUUCAAAGUAAGAAAAGCCAAUUGCUCAAUGAACUUGAAAUCCAGAAGAGGGAACUUGAGACCGAAAGGGAGAAGCAGCGGGAAGAGAUGGAGUCUCAACUCCGUGAAAUGGAGAAAUCUUUUGAGGAGAAAAAGGAGGAAGAACUUAAAAAUAUCAAUUAUCUUAGGGAUGUGGCCCAUAGAGAAAUGGAAGAGAUGAAGUUGCAAAGACAUGUAAUAGAUAAAGAAAAAGAAGAAAUUUCUGCUAAUAAGGAGCAACUUGAGAAGCAGCAUCUUGAAAUGCGGAAGGACAUUGAUGAUCUUGUUGGUCUGAGCAGGAAGUUGAAAGACCAGAGGGAACAAUUCAUCAAAGAAAGACAGCGAUUUAUUGCGUUUGUUGAAAAUUUGAAGAGUUGUGGAAAUUGCAUGGAGUUAAUUCGUGAGUUUGUGCUUACUGAUCUUCAAUCUUUAAAUGAAAUUGAUAAUGAUGAGGCUCAUUUGCUGCCCAGGGUUGUUGAUAAUCAUCUGAAAGAUGCUGUUCCAGGUACUUCUAAAAGGGUAAAUGCAAACCAAUCACCCAUAGUAGGUGAUAUAGGCUCCCCAGGAACUGUAUCGUGGCUCCGAAAAUGUACAGCAAAGAUACUUAGAUUUUCUCCUGGCGGAACAACUGCACCAAAUGCUACUCAAGGUCUUAAUGGUGGGGACUUAUCUGGAAAAUUAGUUACUGUAGAGUCAAAGAAAGUACCUAUUAGCAAUGAAAUUGAACCAGAAACUUUAGGGUUUGCUGAAGAUUCUCUUGAUGUUGAAAAAAUUCAGUCUGAGAAUAGUAUGAGAAAUUUGGAUGGCGGCCCUGAUCCAUCAGUUGAUGACCAAAGAUCCCAUCCUUCAAAUACUAAGCGAGGCAAGCGCAAACCAGUCAGGAGAGGCAGAUCUCGGGUUACGGGUGGGAAAUUUGGGCAGGCAAAUGUUGCAGAUAAGACGGCUAAUCAUGUAGGAUCAUCUUCAGAUAACAAGGGUCAAUAUGAUAACGGUAAUAUUCAGGCGAGUGAAGGAAUGCCGAUGGAAUCAGGACCGCCAUCAAAUGCUAGAAAGCGGAAGGGUGUGUUACAACCAACUAUUAGUGGGAAUAAUGAUGAAUACAGUGAACAUUCUGCUAGCGUCACAGGUGAAGGGCCCAGGAGAAGAAAACAGAAAGUCACGGAGCCGGUUCAAGAUUUUGGUGAAAACCGGUACAAUUUCCGAAGGCCUCGAAGGGGCGCGGCUGCUGCUGCUGCUGCUGCGACUAACGGAAGUUUGGCGAAGGAAACAGAGUUCAGUCAAAGAAGUCAUGCAGAGCAAAUAUCUAGCACAAAGAAUACCCCUUCCAAUACUCUUGAAGUCGGUGGAGGUGCAAGAGAAGAGACUCGAGAUUCUAAUGCUGCUCCUGCUGCUUCUGAGGGUGCUAAUGGAGAUGCUGGUGCAGUAAAAAGCAUUCAGGAUCAUGAGUUUUCGGCUGACAGCCCUAUUCUGUCGAAAGAUGCAGCCCUUGCCCAGGAAGCUGUUAGCAACUCCGCAAACCUCGCCGAAGGUGAUGUUGGUACUAGCGAGGAAGUUAUUGGGACACCGGAGUGCGGAAAGAGGGAGAGCAAUUUGGAGAAUAGCGGUGAACCUAUGGACGAUGAAGAAGACGAUGAUGAUGAGGACGAUGAAGUUGAACACCCUGGUGAAGUCUCCAUGGGAAAAAAGCUGUGGAAUUUUCUUACGACGUGA